UUGACCAUGAACGGUUCAAGAGAAUAUUUUUCUUGUGUCAUUUUGGCUGCCUAUCUCGUUAUUUUGGUUUCAAGUUUCGCACAAACAGAGGCCCAAAACACCCGAGUUGCUAAAAGUUUUCUUCGAGAUAAAGUCAACGCUUUUGGCUAUGCUAAAUUUGUCAAGCACGAAAAUACAGUGUURAACCUCACUGCAGUGUCUAGAGGAUACGUGAAUAAAGUCGGUGAAUGCGCAUAUCUAUGUGCUAAUUCUUCCAAUGGUUUUUCCUUCAACUUUUUCACAACUCUCGACAUGUAUGCACGACAUGUCUGUGAAAUCUUUGCCACUGACAAGUACCGGAGCCAAGACAGUUUCAUCUGCAAGACAGGAGUCAACCAUUACAGCAUUGCGAGCCCUUGCUCAUCUUUUCCGUGUCGAAAUGGAGGGACCUGUAGUCCAAAUUACGAAGAAGACACAUACAUUUGUGUGUGUAAGACUGGAUACUAUGGACAACAAUGCGAAACACCCGUAGAUCAUGUCAAAGAUCAUGCUCUMAUCGGAUACAGUUACAAAAAUCUCACCACGUCAAKUAUGAGGGAMUGUUUUCUKGCCUGCAUUGGGGAUUGUUUGUGUGUUGCCUACCAACGUUCUGGGGACUAUUGCGAGUUGUUGAACAAAGACAAACAUAUGGCUCCGAGUCAGUUCAUAGUCAAGGCAGGUUACAAGUACAACGAACUCAAACAAGCAUACAUACCAGAGAAAACCCCAAAAGGAUGCCCAUCAGUUUGUAAGGAUGGAUGUUGCGCGUUUUCCUCCUGUCUCAAUGGAGGAACCUGUGUGGAGUCCUGUUCUAAUAUUAAACAACGGUUCUACUGCCUCUGCCCAAAAGGUUUUGGCGGGAAGUUGUGCGAUAAGCCAAUGACCUGUGCCGCCCACGGGAAACAACCUUCUUCUGGGAAUUACCCGAUUGUUACCUAUAAUGGACAGGAAAUCAAUGUAUACUGUGAUUUUACUUCCACUCCUGGUGUCGUAUGGACCCUUUUAGAGUCAUUCUCGUUUGCCAACUAUUUGACAUUUCAAUCUCUGUCCUUUACUGCGACGUACCCUGUAAAUGAAGCACUGAUGAACUGGCAGUAUUAUCGUCAGUCGUAUUACGUAAUGCAAGAAAUCCGGUACAACGCGACUCUCUGGAGAUCCACCUGCAACUACCAUGAAGGAGGAUAUAACAGCAAAGAUUCAGUCAGAGGAUCGCUGUCAUACUUAGAUAUCCUAGCUCACACAGCUGGGUAUCUGUGUGUGGCUGUCGACUUCAUUGAUGUGCGCGGGAUAACUUGCAGUUCAUGCACUGUCGCCAUGUAUCAAGAUGCUAAUGUUCACCUCAACGUCGAGAGCAAUUCGGCUAAUCAAGGAUGUCAAUGGAACGGGCUUCCAGGCGCAAACUCAAAGAAAAUAAAAGGAAAGUGGUAUUACGAUAACUACUUUGGGAACUAUUACGUGUACAACACUGCCUUUCAGUGUUCUUCCUCGUCUUCCUCUACAACACAGUGGUGGCUAGGAACUCCGGUUUAACUAGAGAUUUCACACGUACAUGCCGAAUUUUUUAAUGAAGGAAGAAAACAAACCUCAAGACUUAUUUUCACACUAGUUCAUCUAGGCGUCCUUUUCCUUCUUUUUCACGUUCAGUUUACGAACUACUGUAAGGCCCUGGCUAAACGAGGAAACAUGUUUUCUUAAAUGUUUCCAAAGGUGGCAAAACUGUCAGGGAACAUCGGGAAACAUGUUUACUCAAUAUCGGUUAGCGGUAUCGUGUCUUUCGAAUACUAACCGUUACGUGACCAUUUCACGUUGUUUUCUCUCGCGUCUCGAUGUUUUCCACGGCGAAUACGAUGGAUCUUUGCCAUUGCACUCUCUGUCUCUUACAAUAGCAAUAGUUAGAUAUUUUCUGUCAAGAGACUUAGUUAACUAACAGUUUUAUUGAGCACGAACGUCGUAGGGAAAUGGCAGUUUCAAUAACAUUUGAUUUACUAUUGAACACGUUUGGUUUUUUCAUUGACAAUUACUGAGGAAUUGAAACUCUCAAGUUAUCAAGUUCAGUCUACAUGACUACAAACUGUAGCAAAGAAUAUGCCUGCCUUGGUUGCCAGGCUUGAAGAAAUA
Molecule: messenger RNA, 2136 nt
Organism: Actinia tenebrosa (Australian red waratah sea anemone)
Lineage: Eukaryota; Metazoa; Cnidaria; Anthozoa; Actiniaria; Actiniidae
Source: RefSeq, a predicted model, not a curated record